AAUGAAUGUUGGUUUCUCCUAUACUACGGCCAUCAUUUAUGAUUUGGUUGCAUCUUUAUAGUUUCCUGCAUUCAAUAAGUUUCUUUUUUUGUUAUAUUGGCUAAGUUCUUAUAUCUACUUUGUAUGCUCUCGUCAAGUUCUCCAAUUUGAGGAUUAUGUAUUUGUUUUAACUUUUAACUCAAUUAGUCUUUACUUUUCAUAUUCUAAGGUUACCCCAGUUUCAUAUAAUGGCGAGGAGUGAUAGAUUCAGUCAACUCCCAGAAGAUAUAUUGGACCAUAUUUUGGGAUUCUUGCCUAUACAAGAUAUUGUUAGAACCACAGUUUUGUCUACCAUAUGGAGAGAUCUAUGGUUCACUCUAAGGCAGCUCUGCUUUGAUCGUCGGUUCUUUAGCUACAUUGACAAAAAAAAUCGGACUAGCAAAUAUGUAAAGAAAUCCUGCGCUUUCUAUAUAAUUAACAAAGUUCUCUUGCAGCACAGGGGAACAAUUCAGAAAUUUGCCAUUGAUUUAUCUCAAGUUGGGAAAGUUAGUAUAAGGUCUCGAUCUUUUGAUUUUGAUCAAUGUUUAGAUCUAGUUGUACGUAAAGGUGUUCAAGAAGUCCACCUUCAAUUCUGGGGUGAAUCAUACAAGCUGCCAAAUUGUAUAUUUUCAUGUUCAACAGUCAAGAGCUUGCAUCUUUGUCGUAUCAAUAUUGUACCAAUAGAUUUUCCUCACACACUACCGUAUCUCACCUCACUAUAUUUUGAAGAUAUUCGUUUUGGUCCUGCUGAUCUGCCAUAUUAUGUCAUUGAUGUUCCGAUGCUAAAGAACCUGUCCUUUAGCAAUUGUGGGGAUAUAUCACCCUUCAAAGUUACUGCUAGAAAUCUUUGUAAUUUGACAAUUAAAGAUUGUUGUAGUAGCCAAUUGUGCAGCAUUUUCCCACUUGCCUCUAACUUGAUAUCUAUUCGUACGCUUGAUUUGCACUGCGAAUCUCUCCAGGGACUUCCACAAGAAACAGAUGCAACAAAUGUUGAAUUGCUGAAGCUUGAAGGUUUUCGUUUCCAUAAUGACGGUUUGACUUCUGCAUUUGUACACUUACUGUGCAUAUGCCCGCAGUUAUGCAAACUUGAAAUAACUUUUUCGGUAAUAUUUAUUACUUCAUUUUCGUGGACAAUAGCUCUUUGUAAUAUUUUUGUUACUUGCUUUAUGUACUUCCUUACUGUGUAAAGUUGAACCUUUGAUUUUUACUUUCUUGCUUGCUUCUCUGAAGUGGACAGAUAUUAAGUGUCAAGAUCCUACACCUGAGCUCUUGAAAAAACUUCGUUGUGUGGUUCAAGCAUGCGGAAAGCUACUCUUUUUGAAACUUAGAUUUUUUACAGGAUUAAGGCUCGAAAUACUUUUCAUAAAGGAGAUGCUGGGCUGUCUUCCCGCACUUGAAAAAGUUAUCAUCAAUUGGCCUGGGUAUACGAUUGAUGACAACCAGAAACAUGAGAUUAUGGAAGAAGUUUUGCUUUCCCGGUUUCCCCACGUGCAUCUAUCAAAGCAAAGAUUGUUUAUUAGUGGCUAUUUUACACUGUAUCCAUUAUAGUUUUUGUAUGAGUAGUGUUAUGCACUUUUUGACUUAUGCCAAAUCUAUCUUAUUGUUU
Cuscuta epithymum is the source of this 1624-nucleotide messenger RNA. The record is from the annotation of a GenBank genome assembly. NCBI's taxonomy places the organism in Eukaryota, Viridiplantae, Streptophyta, Magnoliopsida, Solanales, Convolvulaceae.